UCCCCGUUUCUGCCCCUGGAUAAGUAACUACUGUUGAUGAGGAUGAUCUUGGUAGCUCUGCUGGGGCCUCUACUGGUUCUGUCCAGCACUGGACAUACCUCAGGUGUGAUUGUCACCAGCUGUGAGGCGUGUCACGAACAGGCCGUCUGCCACACCUCGCCCAUGGCAGGUGACAUUACAUGCACCUGUAAGAAGGGCUUCUCCGGCGACGGCCUCGUCUGCUUACCUGGCCACAACACCGCCGCCGACGACCACCACGCCCCUCGCCGCGUCCGCCGCUCCAACACCAACCUUAAUCAUGUCCGGUUCAGCUGCGGCUUCAACGAGUGCGCCGACGGGGAGGACUGCAUCACGGUCAACGGCAUCCAGCAGUGCGCCAACCCCUGCAAGAUCUACACGGUCCUGAACGACGCCUGGCGCUCCACCAACAACAAUGCGAGCGACAAGCACUGCGACCGCAACGUCAACUGGGAUGGCUAUUACCGCAUGUUCAUCGGUAACCAGAGCGUGUCCAUGCCGGACAAGUGCGUGGAUUCGUUCAAGUGCGGCACCCAGGCUCCCUUGUGGCUGGCGUUCCCUCCCCCCCAGCAGGUGGAUGCGAUUGUCCAGAGUGCAGUCUGCGCCAGCUUCAAUGGGGACUGCUGCUGGGUGCAGUCUCAGCCCAUCCACGUCAAGGCCUGCCCCGGGAACUACUUUGUGUACAAGUUCGUCAUGCCGCCCGGGUGCUACUUCGCCUAUUGUGCAUAUGUGUCAGCUCUCACCACAACACCAAAACCAGUCACAACAACAGGAACACCAGUAGAGAACAAUCGCACCACAACAACAACACAGUCACAGGUUGCCACGAUGACGCCAAAAGCCAUGUGUGGUACCUGCAGAGCGGGGGAGACCUGCGUGAGCAAUGAUGGAGUCACUUGGCAGUGUGAGAGGCCAGAUCAGCCUGUUUUGCUCCGCCCAGAGGUGGUGUGUGGGCGGAGCCUGAUACAGGUGGGUCUCAACAGGACGAACCUGGAGGCCGCUGGUCUAGACGCCACCACUGCUAACCUGGCCGACCCGCGGUGCAACGUUCACGAAGAGCGUGACGGCAUGGUAUGGUACCAGGUGGAGCGCACGGAGGGCACCUGUGGAAACACUCUCGAGACAAACGGAACUGACGCCAUCUUCUCCAACAGUUUGUUCAUCUACCACAUUCACAACGUGUCCUUCACCCGACCUGUGAGCGUGCCUUUCUCCUGUGCCUAUCCUCUGGAAUCAGAGACCAGCCUGGAUGUGGCCAUCAAACCCUACCUGUCGCUGAAGGAUGCCAAAGUCGGUAAGGGCUCCAAAGUGGCCUCCAACAUGACUCUGUACCACAACGACAACUUCACAGAGGCUUACCCAACGGGCGGAGUCACCUUGCCGGUGGGUUCCGUGCUGCACGUGGGUGUGUCCGUAGAGGAGUCAGAGACUGAGCGUUUUGUGGUCGUUCUGGAGGACUGCUAUGCCACGCAAUCCCCCGACCCAGAGGACAUCAUGCGAUACUACAUCAUUCAGAACAAAUGUCCGAAUGAAUUCCGUCAGGUGAGGGUGGAGGAGAGCGGCUCGUCCCUCAGGGCUCGCUUCUCCGCUCUGCUGUUCCUCUACCAGGGAGACUACCGGGACGUCUUCUUGCACUGCAGACUCAGCCUGUGUGACCAGAGGAGCUCCUCCUGCACUCCAGUGUGCUUGAAAAGGAAAUACCGCUCUGUCACCCCCUCCGUCCCCCUCGAACCCCUCACCAUCGGACCAAUCACCUGGUCCCAAAAUGAAGAUUGAACUUCCUGAAUCCCUGUCAUGCUUCCUGUAUCCUAAAUAAACAAUGCAUCCAAUUAUCUAAAUGAUUUAUGUGAAGUUCAUAAACCUAUCUCACCUAUACAUCAUUUAUGAUAAACAAUGCCAUUUCAUAUUUCAUAUUUGACAUACAUCCAGUUAUUAGAAAUGUUCUUUUAAUGAUAUUUUUAUAUUCCUCAUAGGGCUAGAAUGAUUGGUAAAAUAUUUAUUUUGAACAAAGACAAAUUUGUUGUUGAACCUUUAACUAAGGCUUGAGGACAGAAAGUGUAUGUGCUGGACACUAAUGUUUGAUAUGUGAAAAUAAAUGGACAUAUAGUUGGGAUUAUAGCAAUACAAACAUCUCCCUUUUCUAGUUUGGA
Coregonus clupeaformis (lake whitefish) is the source of this 2168-nucleotide messenger RNA. RefSeq names its product pancreatic secretory granule membrane major glycoprotein GP2-like. Gene Ontology annotation, biological process: neutrophil migration. Gene Ontology annotation, cellular component: apical plasma membrane; cell surface. The record is from RefSeq and is a predicted model, not a curated record. The transcript is spliced from 9 exons. The coding region runs from base 37 to 1794 and encodes 585 amino acids. Lineage: Eukaryota; Metazoa; Chordata; Actinopteri; Salmoniformes; Salmonidae.